AUGUCGUCCAAAACCAGUUCGUCUGCCUCAAAGAAAAAGGCAACAUCGACUCCAGCUUCGGAGUCAUCAACAAAAAAAGUGAAAAUACCGAAGAACUAUAUUGUUAGGCCAUCACCAAAUAAUUCAGCGAGGUCAUCGAACAAGGUAUUUAUAAAUAGUGAGAUAUUACAGGCAUUGGAAAUUUCAAAUGGAUCAAUAGUGUAUAUUUCAAAGGUAUCUGGUGGUGAAGCAGGUGUUUUGGGAACAAUUCAUAGUGAUAAUGAUAUUAUAGACAAGAAUGUUAUUGGCAUAUCCUCAAGCUUGAGGUGUUUAGGAGGACUUCUCCUUGGUGAUCGGAUCCAAAUCGAUAAAUACCUAAGCCAGCCUGAGUACGCUACUUCCGUGGAUUUACGAAUCGAAAAUGAUCAGAAUGAAAGUAUCAAAAUCGAGGGAAAAGUUUCUAAGGCACUUGAGAAAUUAUUUAAUGAAAUAGGUAUAGUGUUUCCAGGCCUCAAGCUAACCAAAGUUAGUAUACCUAAUAAUGAAGGAGGUAAUGAAGAAGAAGAUAUUAAAAUGAGUUGUACAAUUAAGGUUAUUGAUGUACUGGGUAAAGAAUCUUUGGAAGAUUCACUCAACAAAUUGUCUAUAAACGAAGAGAAGGAAAGCGAGAUUUGUAAUUCCCUGACAGUUUCUCCCGCAUAUAUAUUUAGCAAGGGCAAAACUCAGAUAAACACUUCUGUGAUCAGAGAGCCUUUGCGCUCAAAGUUUCCUCAGUUACCACAGCCUGUGGGAUAUUCCCAAGUGGGUGGUCUUUCUAGGCCAAUUGCACUCCUUCAAUCCACUAUUGAACUACCAUUGCAUAACCCAACUCUAUUUUCUGAUUUUGGGAUUUCACCACCUAGAGGUAUAUUGUUGCACGGUCCACCUGGAACUGGUAAGACCAUGCUUUUGAGAUGUGUUGCGAACGAAACAAAUGCUCAUGUUUUGACAGUGAAUGGACCAUCCAUUGUUUCUAAAUAUCUUGGAGAAACUGAAAAUGCAAUUAGAGAUAUAUUUGAAGAAGCAAGGAAGUUUCAACCUUCCAUAAUAUUUUUGGAUGAAAUCGAUUCAUUAGCCCCUAACCGGAACUCUGACGACAGUGGUGAAACUGAAUCCAGAGUUGUUGCUACCUUGUUAACUAUGAUGGAUGGAAUGGGGGAUACAGGAAGGAUUGUAGUUGUCGGUGCUACAAAUCGCCCUAAUUCUAUUGAUCCUGCUUUAAGGCGACCAGGUAGAUUCGACCAAGAGGUUGAAAUUGGAAUUCCUGAUGUUGAGGCAAGAGGUGAUAUAUUAAUAAAACAAUUUGACAAAAUGGACAAGUCUAAAUUUGACUUAACUAAAGAAGAAAUAAACUCCAUUGCAUCUAAGACACAUGGAUAUGUUGGUGCUGACUUGACAGCAUUAUGUAGAGAGUCGGUAAUGAAGGCCAUUAAUAGAAGCCUCAAGGCUAGCAUUCCACAACGUGAAAUUAAAUUGGAAUUAAGAGAUGUCGAAGAGGCAUUACCAGAAAUUAGGCCAUCAGCUAUGCGUGAAAUUUUUUUGGAAAUGCCAAAGGUAUAUUGGUCGGAUAUUGGUGGCCAGGAAGAAUUAAAGCAGAAGCUCACCGAAGUGGUACAAUUACCGUUGGAAGCUGCAGAUACGUUUAAUAAGUUAGGUGUUCUGGCACCUAAAGGUGUUCUAUUAUAUGGUCCUCCAGGUUGUUCUAAAACACUUACUGCAAAGGCCUUAGCUACCGAAUCUGGAUUAAAUUUUUUAGCCGUUAAAGGUCCAGAAAUAUUUAAUAAGUAUGUUGGUGAAUCUGAGCGUACUAUAAGAGAAAUUUUUAGAAAAGCUAGAGCUGCAUCUCCAUCCAUUAUAUUUUUCGAUGAAAUAGAUGCAAUUUCAGGUGAUAGAGAAUCAUCUGGUACUUCCGCUUCUCAAAACGUUUUAACUUCGUUAUUGAAUGAAAUCGAUGGUGUCGAAGAAUUGAAAGGUGUUGUCAUAGUUGGAGCUACAAAUAGACCUACAGAAAUCGAUCCUGCUUUGUUAAGACCUGGUAGAUUAGAUCGUCAUAUAUAUGUUUCCCCGCCAGAUUAUGAUGCCCGUUUACAAAUUUUGACAAAGGGAUGUUCCAAAUUUAAUUUGGACGGCCGUGAAGUCAACUUGAGUACGUUAGCAGACUUAACAAAUGGUUGUUCGGGAGCGGAAGUUGCAUUAUUGUGUCAUGAAGCAGGUUUAUCAGCCGUCAUGGAAGAUAAACAAGCUACAUGUGUAGAACAAAGGCAUUUUGAUCAUGCAUUGAAGGGCAUAUCUAAAGGUAUAACACAGGAUAUGUUAGAUUAUUACAAAACCUUUUCUAGUAGGAGUGGAUUAAGUAUUUAA
Messenger RNA from Debaryomyces hansenii CBS767, 2379 nucleotides. RefSeq names its product AAA family ATPase. Gene Ontology annotation, molecular function: ATP hydrolysis activity; ATP binding. Bases 1 to 2379 code for a protein of 792 amino acids. Gene Ontology annotation, cellular component: cytoplasm. The record is from RefSeq and is a predicted model, not a curated record. Lineage: Eukaryota; Fungi; Ascomycota; Pichiomycetes; Serinales; Debaryomycetaceae. The transcript has a single exon.